UUUUCUGCUUUUAUUUACUUUGUGCUGUGUAAAAAUAGUGCAUUUACACCAACAAUUUCUUAUCGUUGACGACGCGUUUGCACCGAUUGCCUUUGAAACAGGCGUUUAUAACAUUUUGUGCCAACUUACGCCGCCACCGCCGAGAGAGCUACAAUCUAAGAGUUGAAGAGGAAGCUAAGCAGACAAACUACUGUGGCUGUGAAAUUGGAUUUUAACCAGCAGCAGGGAUGGCUCAUAUCACCGGUCAUGGGAAGCUGCUCUUGCAGCGUUUACAUCAGCAGCGGGAGAUGGACUUUUUGUGUGAUAUAACCGUAAUGGUGAGAGACGUGGAGUUCAGAGCCCACCGCAACAUCCUGGCUGCGUUCAGCAAAUAUUUCUCCGCUCAGGCUGAAAAGGGUCAAGAGGUCACGACCUUGGACCCUGAUAAGGUCAGCCGCUAUGCACUGGAGAAGCUUUUGGAGUUUAUCUACACUGGACAGAUGAACUUAAGCAGUACCAGACAGGCAGCUGUGCGUCGGGCGGCUGUGUUCCUGGGAAUGUCAGAGGCCAUAAAGUAUAUGGAGGAAAUCCCCCACUGGUCCGAGUCGGGUGAAACUUCUCAGUCAGAGGUGGAUAAAGAAGCUGGUCUCUCUCCUCCCAGUCCGUCCUCUCCUGGCAGCCCCAGUUCACCAGUUCCCCUGUCAAUUGUCUCUAUAACAGGGGAGUGGCAGGAGGAGGGGAAGGACAGCAAAGAGCAGGGUGAUGAGGCCAAAGAUUUAAAUAUGGAAGAGGGAGAGCAAAGUGAUGACGAGUACAACCCCAUUACGCCAAAGAGCAUUGGAAGGGGACAGGGGAGGAAGAGAGGCAGAAGGCCUAAGAGUUUUAGCGGUGAGCAGGUGGAGCCGAGCAGCUCGACUGAUGGCACCCCCAAAACCCAGGGCUACAGGGGGAGGGGGAGAGGCAGAGGAAGAGGCAGGGGGAGAGGGAGAGGUGGUUUAAAAAGGGAAGAUUUGGAAGAUUCCGACACCAGUGUGAAGGACUUCGGGGACACCUCUGCAGAUUGGAGCCCCUCACAGGAGGACGAUACGCCAGUCAAGAAACCUCGACUGAGCAGCGGAGAGGGACGUAGAGGGCGCGGGAGGGGGAGAGGCAGGGGGAGAGGCAGGAGCAGGGCUGAUGUGAAAGUAGAGGCGGGUGAUGGAGCAGGCUCAGGUGAUGACAACGAGAGAGAUGAGGGUGAAUUUGGGGAACAGGAUCCAUCAGAAAUGGAUGAGCUGCCGCUGUCGUGCACCGAGUGCAACAAACUGUUUAAAGAUGUGAGCAGCCUGCACAGACAUGAGAAAAUCCACAAUGGGCUGAAGCCAUUUGUCUGCAUCUUCUGCUCUAAAAGCUUCAGACAAGCUACCCAACUGAAAACACACCUGCGCAUUCACACAGGCGAGAAGCCGUUUAAUUGCUCUGACUGCGACAAGUGUUUUGCUCAGAAGUGUCAGCUGGUCGCUCACCGCCGGAUGCACCACGGAGAGGAGAAGCCCUACACCUGUGAGCGCUGCGGUUUCAAGUUUGCUACCUCGUCCAACUACAAAAUACACAUCAGACUGCACAGCGGGGAGAAGCCGUACGUCUGUGACAUCUGCGGUCAGGCGUUUGCUCAGUCCAGCACGCUGACCUAUCACAAGCGACGACACACCGGAGAGAAACCCUACCAGUGUGAUCUGUGCGGCAUGUCCUUCUCUGUCUCUUCUUCUCUCAUCGCUCAUGCACGAAAACACACAGGCGAGACGCCGUACAAAUGUUCACAGCCAGAAUGUAACUCAAGUUUUGUGACGUCUUCUGAACUGAAGAAACACAUGCGACGACUUCAUCCGGAUGGGAACACCGGCGUGCAGUGUCUGCUGUGUGGAAACAGGUUUGCCAGUGUGAAGAACAUGAUCAAGCACCAGGAGAAGGCUCAUGCUGAUGAAGUGCGGCAACACAAGGAGAGAGCCAGAGCAGUAGUCCUCCUGGCUUCUAGUCACCCUGUGGCCUUUGUCCAGAGCAAACUCUCCCAGGAAAACAAAGGUAUGGGUUCCAUCCCUGAAGGUGAGCCAGCCAACCCUGAACCUGCCACCCCCAACCCCAAAGCCACAGCUCCAUCCACAGACGAAACCACCGCCGAAACUGCCACGACCGCCACUUCACCUGUCAUUCAGGACUUCAAGGCAGAGCCUGCUCACCCACCAAUUAAUACCACCGACCAGGUGACUUUUGAAACUGACCAGGAGCAGACCAUCAACUCGGACACCCUCCACGCUCUGGUGGAACAGCUGCGGCCGCCACCCUCCCCCGCUCAGAGCCUCGAGCAGAUCGUCAUCAUCAGGACGGUGGACAACGCUGAACACAACCCUCCUCAGCAGUGAGGCCCGAGCCACGCCUGCGUCACUCUGGUGGAACAUUUUCACUUUUUAACAUACAGCUACAGUCAGUACUCACAUUCUGGCUUAUAUCCAUAAACUAGACUUAAAUUGACUUUUUGGUCAGAUAUAAAUGAAAGAUCACUCUAUUAGAUUACAGUUUGGGUCUUAAUUUCAUAGUAUUGUCCAUUAUUCAUAACAUUAACAACAGCUUAUCAAGGUAGUAGCUGAAAUCAGGGAAUCCAGUCAGAUGAUCGGACAAGUUGUGAACAAGCUAACAAACCUUAAUUGCAGUGAUGUUUCUAUUAUUUUGACUUAGUAUAGUGUUAUUAUUCCUUGUAGAACUUAUGGUGAAAGAUACAAGAAUAAGAUCUUAGUUGUAAAAACAGUCCUCUUACAUCAUAGUUGCCUGUGGUUAACAAAACCAACUCAGCCACAUUUUCCCCUCAGAGGGAAAAUAUGUUAGCAUAUUUAAACAGAAGGAGUUUGGAGUUAUUUCAACAGAACAGGAUGCAAAGUAACUUUGUGAAACCAGAAAUAUCAGAAACUGUGCACACGUAGCCCUUUAGAAGAGGUAAAGAGGGGUCAUUUAGAACAACCUAUGAUAAAAUGUGGAAAUGUUCCCCAAAGCCUAAAUAUUUUUCUUCACUUAGAACAGUGUGUCUUGUCACUCUGACUGCCAGCUUCUCCUAAGUGGUAUAAAUGUAUAUAAAAUCAGCAGGUUUCUACCUGAAAAUGUCAGAUUAAAACCUACUCCCUGGUCUCUGUUUUUGUUCAAUUUUACCAGCUGUGUAAAUUCCACUCUUUCGCAGAAAAGAAAAAAAAAACUUGAGACUAACAACAUUUUGUCAGAUGCUGACAUGUGGCUGGAGUAUCUUCUCUUUUGCAGCUCUGUUUGGAUCACUAAUAAAUGUAAAGAAAAGUUUAUUGGACUUGAAUGUUGAUCACAAAAAUAUAUAGUAGGACAGCCAGUACAACUCUUGCAUUGCUUUAAUUAGUAAUGUAGUUAGUAGGAGCCUCGUUAACACCAUGAGAUAUGAUUUUAUUUAUCAUAAAUGUUACACCCUUAAGUGUUUGACAUGUGAUAGUGGCUUUAUUAAUGUAAGCAUAGCCCUGUUAAUCAACACCAAGGUUUUUUGAUUCGGUGUAAUAAAGUUAAUUUGUCUUUUAAAGCAGUUGUUUUAGGUCUUAGCAGAAAUGUUUGUGCUUCCGGUUUGAAAACUGCUUUAUAUACAGUAUUUCUCUCAUACUUUUUUUUUUUAUCCUUUUUUUCUUUCUUUUUUUAAAUAAGAUGUCUGCAUUACAUGUACAGAAAUGUGAAUUAAAUAGAAGUUCACUACUGUAUAAAACAAAUGUGCAACAGGAAAAGAAAGGCAAGAAGGGACAAUCGGAUUGUUUGUCUCAGUGACUGUUGCAAAUGCAAUGUUGAAAAAUAAAUGAUUACUGGUUAUAUUUA
Scatophagus argus is the source of this 3828-nucleotide messenger RNA. RefSeq names its product myoneurin (gene mynn). The coding region runs from base 228 to 2378 and encodes 716 amino acids. Gene Ontology annotation, cellular component: nucleus. The record is from RefSeq and is a predicted model, not a curated record. The transcript has 10 exons. Gene Ontology annotation, molecular function: DNA-binding transcription factor activity, RNA polymerase II-specific; protein binding; RNA polymerase II cis-regulatory region sequence-specific DNA binding. Lineage: Eukaryota; Metazoa; Chordata; Actinopteri; Scatophagidae. Gene Ontology annotation, biological process: regulation of transcription by RNA polymerase II.